UCUAACAAUUGCGAGAAAGGGUUUGCCACACGAUUUCGAUUCAUUUUGCUUCCUUGAUCUUCUCUACGAAUUACAAAUCAAUGGAUCCUUACAAGUACCGUCCUUCGAGUGCUCACAAUACUCCAUUUUGGACUACGAAUUCUGGUGCACCGAUUUACAACAACAACUCGUCGUUAACAGUUGGGAUUAGAGGACCGAUCCUGCUCGAGGAUUAUCAUUUGGUGGAGAAACUAGCUAAUUUUGAUCGUGAGCGGAUCCCAGAACGUGUUGUUCAUGCAAGGGGUGCCAGUGCCAAGGGAUUCUUUGAGGUUACACAUGACAUUUCUAACCUCACGUGUGCUGAUUUUCUCCGUGCUCCUGGAGUCCAGACUCCUGUCAUCGUUCGGUUCUCUACUGUCAUUCAUGAGCGUGGAAGCCCUGAAACUCUCAGGGAUCCCAGAGGAUUUGCAGUCAAGUUUUACACCAGGGAGGGAAACUUUGAUUUGGUGGGCAACAAUUUUCCCGUCUUCUUUGUUCGAGAUGGCAUGAAGUUUCCUGACAUGGUUCAUGCUCUAAAGCCGAACCCCAAGUCACACAUCCAAGAAGAUUGGAGAAUUCUCGACUUCUUCUCCCACCAUCCGGAGAGUUUGCACAUGUUCACGUUCCUCCAAGAUGAUGUGGGUGUGCCACAAGAUUACCGUCACAUGGAUGGUUUCGGUGUUAACACUUACACUCUAAUUAACAAAGCCGGAAAAGCAAAUUACGUCAAGUUUCACUGGAAACCGACAUGUGGAGUAAAAUGUCUUUUGGAAGAUGAAGCCAUCAAGAUUGGUGGAGCUAAUCACAGUCACGCCACUAAAGAUCUCUAUGAUUCCAUCGCAGCUGGAAACUAUCCCGAAUGGAAGCUUUUUAUCCAGAUUAUGGAUCCUGAUCAAGAAGAUAAGUUUGACUUUGACCCACUUGACGUAACCAAGAUCUGGCCAGAGGACAUCUUGCCGCUACAGCCGGUGGGUCGUUUGGUAUUGAACAAGAAUAUCGAUAACUUCUUUGCGGAGAACGAACAGCUUGCUUUCUGCCCAGCUAUAAUUGUCCCCGGAAUCUAUUAUUCGGAUGAUAAGUUGCUCCAAACUCGGAUCUUUUCAUAUGCGGAUACUCAGAGGCACCGGCUCGGACCAAACUAUUUGCAGAUUCCCGUAAAUGCGCCCAAAUGUGCUCAUCAUAAUAAUCAUCAUGAUGGAUUUAUGAACUUCAUGCAUAGAGAUGAGGAGGUUAACUACUUCCCUUCGAGAUAUGAUCCUUCUCGUCAUGCUGCCGAGUUCCCGAUUCCUCCGGUUAAGUUAACAGGACGGCGUGAGAAGUGCUUGAUAGAAAAAGAGAACAACUUCAAGCAGCCUGGAGAACGAUACAGAUCUUGGCCACCAGAAAGACAAGAACGGUUCAUAUGCCGAAUCCUAGGUGCUCUAUCUGAUCCGCGAGUCACCCAUGAGGUCCGCACUAUAUGGGUUUCAUACUGGUCUCAGGCUGACAAAUCUCUUGGGCAAAAAAUAGCGUCCCGUAUGAAUAUAAAGCCUAGUGUCUAAAGGUAACAUCCAUUAAGUUCGUGUUAAGUAGCGAUAACCCGUUGGUGUGGUGCACAUUGUAGUUAAAAGCCAUUAUCGGAGUUUGUGUUGUCGAAUUUUGAAGCCGUUUCUUUCAACUCACUUGGUUUUAUAUAACAAACAACCACCUAGAUGUCGAAUAACUUUGGAAUAAUGCUUGUUUCAAUAUGUGCAUAUUCUAUUAGUAUUGGCUUUGUGAAA
Molecule: messenger RNA, 1778 nt
Organism: Cynara cardunculus var. scolymus (artichoke)
Lineage: Eukaryota; Viridiplantae; Streptophyta; Magnoliopsida; Asterales; Asteraceae
Product: catalase-like
Exons: 8
Coding region: 81-1559 (492 amino acids)
Biological process (GO): response to hydrogen peroxide; hydrogen peroxide catabolic process
Cellular component (GO): cytoplasm; peroxisome; plasma membrane
Molecular function (GO): heme binding; catalase activity
Source: RefSeq, a predicted model, not a curated record